GUCUCUCUCCCGCUGCCGACCAGCGCCUGCUGCUGUCUCUUUAUGUUACUGUUCUCAGUGAACGGUGAAACUCCUCAGAGUAGCCUGCAGCCUUCAGCCACAGAAACUCGGGUGUUUUUUUUUUCUCUCUCCCUUCUUCCCCCCCUUUUCCAACUUUACCGCCAGUUGUGAGUGUCUCUGAGCGAAUACGCUUUUGUUAACGCACCAAAUUAGCCGACAGUGAGUCAUACGAGGCAGCAGCGGCGGUCGGAACUUGAAAUAUGACGAUAAGCAAAAUGGGAGGAAAGUCGUUGCUAGCUCACUGAAGUUGGAGGUUUCUCCUUGUGGAAGAGGUGGCGGCGGCGGACACCACGAGUUCACUCUCACAAUAAAAGGAGUGAACCCAGCCUUCCAACAUACCUCCUCCCUUUCAUUGGGCUAAGAUGAGUAUUACCAGUGACGAAGUGAACUUCUUGGUCUACAGAUACCUCCAAGAAUCAGGUUUCUCCCACUCAGCAUUCACCUUUGGCAUCGAGAGCCACAUCAGCCAGUCAAACAUCAAUGGAACACUAGUGCCCCCUGCAGCCCUCAUCUCCAUCCUGCAGAAAGGGCUUCAGUAUGUGGAGGCAGAAAUCAGCAUCAAUGAGGAUGGUACGGUCUUCGAUGGUCGGCCGAUUGAGUCGCUGUCGCUCAUUGACGCAGUCAUGCCAGAUGUGGUGCAGACGCGGCAGCAGGCCUUCCGUGACAAGUUAGCCCAGCAGCAGGCGGCCUGUGCCAUGGCAGCUUCGACCUCUGGAAACCAAUCCAACGCACCAAAGAAUGGAGAAGCCACUGUCAAUGGGGAGGAGAAUGGCACCCACAACAUGAAUAACCACAGUGAGCCGAUGGAGAUGGAUGUAGAUGUAGAGAUACCAGCCAGUAAAGCCACAGUGCUCCGAGGCCACGAGUCUGAAGUGUUCAUCUGUGCUUGGAACCCUGUCAGCGAUCUGCUGGCCUCAGGCUCGGGGGACUCCACCGCUAGGAUCUGGAACUUGAACGAGAAUAAUAACUCCAACUCCACCCAGCUGGUGCUGCGCCACUGUAUCCGUGAAGGUGGCCAGGAUGUCCCCAGCAACAAAGACGUCACCUCACUAGACUGGAAUAGUGAGGGGACUCUCCUGGCAACGGGCUCGUACGAUGGAUUUGCCAGGAUAUGGACAAAGGAUGGAAAUCUGGCAAGCACCUUGGGGCAGCACAAAGGGCCCAUUUUUGCACUCAAGUGGAACAAGAAGGGGAACUCUAUUCUCAGUGCUGGUGUAGAUAAGACGACAAUCAUUUGGGAUGCACACACAGGAGAAGCCAAGCAGCAGUUCCCUUUUCACUCAGCUCCAGCACUGGAUGUCGACUGGCAGAACAACACCACCUUUGCCUCCUGCAGCACAGAUAUGUGCAUCCACGUAUGUCGCCUUGGCAGCGACCGGCCCCUCAAGACCUUCCAGGGCCAUACGAAUGAAGUUAAUGCCAUUAAGUGGGAUCCAUCGGGUAUGCUGCUUGCCUCCUGCUCAGACGACAUGACCUUAAAGAUUUGGAGUAUGAAGCAGGAGUCCUGUGUCCAUGACCUCCAGGCUCAUAGUAAAGAGAUCUACACUAUCAAGUGGAGCCCCACAGGCCCCGGCACAAGUAACCCCAACUCCAACAUCAUGCUCGCCAGUGCCUCUUUCGACUCAACAGUGCGACUGUGGGAUGUCGAGCGAGGGGUUUGUAUUCACACACUGACCAAGCACCAGGAACCUGUCUACAGUGUGGCCUUCAGCCCCGACGGCAAGCACCUGGCCAGCGGCUCCUUUGAUAAGUGUGUCCACAUUUGGAACACCACGACUGGAGCCUUGGUGCACAGCUACAGGGGCACUGGGGGUAUUUUUGAGGUGUGCUGGAACAGCACUGGGGACAAAGUUGGUGCCAGCGCAUCAGACGGCUCGGUAUGUGUUCUUGAUCUCCGAAAAUAGCGAACUUGAGACUUUGAUAAUGAAUCCUGGAAUGUGCAGCAAAUUGCCUUCUUCUAACAUCAGCGAACAAACUGUCACUGCUCAAGAAGAGCUGUAAGGUGGAGUGAAACAACCUCUCACAGAAGUAAAACCAGUUACUGCAGCAGCUGCUGAGGAGAACACCAACUGACUUCAGUGCACCUUACAGUUUGUUGAUGUGUGUUUUAUGAUACGGCUAUUUGAAACACAAUAGAAUCCGGUUAAGAGAUCCCCAAGAUUGGACUGAAUCCAACUCCCUGGGUGCAUCCAUGUUUUAUAAGGUUUCUAAUGAGGAAGUGCUGUGAUCCCUCCGGGCCACUGGUCCAGCUGUUAUCGGGUUGAAAGGGUGGAAACACAAAGAUGAGUUUUAUAUAAAGAGAAAAGUGUUAAUGAGACACGUGUUUGGCUGUGAAAGGUGACAAAUUAUGACAGAAAGGUUGUGGUUUUAGAAUUCCUCUGAGCAAUUGUUACUUAAUGUCCAAGAGAACUAACUUGGGGACAUGAUAAAUGUAACAUUAAUACUGAAGCACUGGUAUUGUCUGUGGACAGGGUGCUGAACUUCUUCUCAGUGGAGAAUAGUUUGUUUCAAGAGUACUUCUUGCUUUUUUUUGGGGUCUAUUUUCCACAAUCGGACUUUUGAAAGUCAAAAUUGAAUGUGCCGCUACAAGGUUAGUUCUUAGCUCAUGUUUAACAUCUGGUCAACAAAGGAAAACCUGCCAAGAAAACUGUCCUAACCUCCUGAAAUGACCUGCUCAGUUCACUCGAGAUUAGAAAAAGUCAUUUUAUGGACAAGAUGUGAAAAGUGUGGUUUACAAAGAGAAUUUUCUCCCUUUUUGGAUGUAAAUUUAAGAAUGUAAAGAUAUGUAAAUUAGAUUAAUACACAGACUUAUAUACUGUGUAUAUAUGUUUAUAUACAGUACACUUUAUCGCCAUCCUGUAGGGGCUCAUUAAUGGGUAGAGCUGUCACAACUUUGUGACGAUACGUGACGAGACCUCUUUUUUAAACGAAGUGCAUGUCUCAUCAGCUUCUUUUAAUUCAGUCUUUUUCAACUGGGCCAAUCACAUCCAAUGCGUCGAGAUAUUUUGUUUUUCAGUUAGUCGCAAACGGCAUUGACACAGACAUGUUAAGCAGCUUUGCUUUCCACUAUUGAUCCCUGAAAGCCAUGGAAGAAACCUGCACCUCUUGACCUGCAUUCAGGGAAUUCUCUGGUCAACCAUAUGUGAGGAAAUAGUCAUUACAGUCCUUUGCUUGGUUUCUGCUUUAACUUUGUAUUGUAUGUGGAACACAAAAUCACAGAAUUAAUGUUAAGAGUAUCAUGCAGACAAAUGGGAAAACAACUAUAGCUUAAUUAGCAUUACCAUUGUUUCUCUUUGGCACUUUCCUCUGAACAGUCUACUGAGAAUUCAGAGCACAUUUUGGCCAGAAACAAAAGUCCUGCUGUUGCUAAAAAGAAAAAAAACAAAAGAAAAAAGCUAUGAUUGGUCUAAAGUCCCACCAAAUGCUGUCUGCUGAUCUGAUUUGAAAUGCCUGUGUUUUGGGCCGAGCUUCAACAGUGUGCCGUAAGUCUGCCUCCCCCUACUUACUGGGAUCUCAUGUAAAAGACAGUAUCUUCAAACUAACUUGCCACCACUUUGAUUUGCCUUUUUUCUUGUCCCUUUUCCUUUCAGUCAACUUCUGUUAGAGCAAUGUGAAGUGCACUUUUUGUAAUGGGUGGUUCAGCAAAUGUUCAGAUAUUGCUGAAAGUGAAGGGCCAAUGUUUUAUUUUUUGUCUCUCCCUCCCCCCCCUUUUUUUUAUGUCACAAUUGGAUGUUAAUGGGUGGUUCAUUGUUUUCUGACUUUUUCAUUUGAGAGCCAUUAUUGUCUGUGUCAGACUGAGAAUUGGGCUGUGGGUUGGUGGCCAUUCUUGGCAUGCUAAGGAGCCCAGUAUGGAAUAAGUGCUGUGACAGCUACUAUGUCUCUCGCACCCUGAUCCAGGGUGCGGCCACCUGUUUCCAAGACAAAACGUUGAAGUCAUUCAGUGUCUCAAAUAAAUCACUCUAUUUUGAUAUCAGAAA
This is a messenger RNA of Dicentrarchus labrax (European seabass), 4037 nucleotides long. It is a transcript of the gene tbl1x, whose product is annotated as transducin beta like 1 X-linked. Gene Ontology annotation, molecular function: protein binding; transcription corepressor activity. NCBI's taxonomy places the organism in Eukaryota, Metazoa, Chordata, Actinopteri, Moronidae. The transcript has 15 exons. Gene Ontology annotation, cellular component: histone deacetylase complex. Gene Ontology annotation, biological process: regulation of transcription by RNA polymerase II. Bases 423 to 1964 code for a protein of 513 amino acids. The record is from RefSeq and is a predicted model, not a curated record.